UAAAGAGUCAAGAUAAUUACUGGUACAAGCGGGGAUUACAUCCACUGGGGAGGAUAUAAAUGGGAGGCCCUCGUACCAGUUAUCUCAGCGGCUCCUGCCUUCACCAUGAAGUCCAGCAACCUCUUCUUCCUCGUGGUACUGCUCACCGUGGUGUCCUUGGCUUCAUCUCGGACCCAGAAAACUGUCGUUAAAGAGCCAGUAAGGAAAGGAACAUGCCCAGUUGUGAUGGGCCGAUGCUUAAUGCUGAACCCUCCAGACAGCUGUACGAAAGACACACACUGUCCUCUUCCAAAGAAGUGCUGUGAAGGCAUGUGUGGGAAGACCUGCAUGACCCCUGUGCCAGAUAAUAAACCAGGGGAGUGCCCACCAGACCCUUACCGCUGCAUUAGGGAAGAAUCACCACAAUGUGCCAAUGAUUCUAAUUGCCUCCAAAAUAAGAAAUGCUGCUAUUUUCAUUGUGGUUUCAAGUGUGUAGACCCCAGCAGCACAAAGGACCAUAAAGGUUGAUUCCUUCUCAGAACAUAUAUUUGGAUUCCACGAUGGCAAUACACAUUCUCUCUCUGGCCAUUAUGGAAGAGCAUCUCCCAUGGGCCAGACCAAUGACCAAGAACUCCUGGAUGGUGGAGGGCCCUGUCUUCUUUUUUUGUUACCUCAAGCAAAAUGCUCCAGGCUUGGUAAAGGCCUGGUUGCAGCUUUUAUCCUUAGAGCCCCACUUGGUAUAGGGCUUCCCAAGUAAUAGGAACUGAUUGAACCCUUGUUGUUGUCACUCUUACCCCAUAAUCUUUAGUGCAAAAUAAAACACACCCUGUGAAGGAGGACACAAAUAUCUUCCAUUCAAUAAAAUGCAAGUUCUUUGAUGUCA
Molecule: messenger RNA, 862 nt
Organism: Monodelphis domestica (gray short-tailed opossum)
Lineage: Eukaryota; Metazoa; Chordata; Mammalia; Didelphimorphia; Didelphidae
Product: WAP four-disulfide core domain protein 12
Biological process (GO): innate immune response; antibacterial humoral response
Cellular component (GO): extracellular region
Molecular function (GO): serine-type endopeptidase inhibitor activity
Source: RefSeq, a predicted model, not a curated record